Messenger RNA from Hermetia illucens (black soldier fly), 672 nucleotides. RefSeq lists its product as uncharacterized. NCBI's taxonomy places the organism in Eukaryota, Metazoa, Arthropoda, Insecta, Diptera, Stratiomyidae. Bases 111 to 470 code for a protein of 119 amino acids. The transcript has 3 exons. The record is from RefSeq and is a predicted model, not a curated record.
ACAGAUUUGUUUGUAAUAAGUGCAGAAGUUUUCAGACGUCGCAAUUUGUAUAGUCGUCCGUAACAUUUUAAAAAUUUCUAAGAAGGGAUUAAUGGAACAGUGCUUAGAAAAUGGGAUUAGAUUGGAUAGAUUAUUUGGUAAUAGUAGUCGCUCUCAGUUUGCUAAUUUAUUCUAGCUAUAGAUGUGCCACGAGACUGUCAAAACUACAAUCGAGUAUAUUGCGUGAAAGAUUGGAGCAAGAUAUCCGGGAGAAUCAAUUAAACCGCAGACGUUGCCAACCAAACAACUCACAUGCACCUACAUUAUACACUGUUGCCGCUGUCGUCAUGACUUCAAAUGCAAGCAGUUCAACAAGAAACACAGAAAAUAUGGAGAAUGAUGAAGAACUACCACCAUCGUACGAUGAAGCAAUAUUUUACCCCAUAUCUAAAGCAAUGAUAACAAUGCGCAAAGAAACGGACCCAGUUUGAAACACAUUUUGGGAAAUCCAUUCAGAAACUACACCAUUUCGCAAGCGGUAGAUGUACAUAUGUAAAUAUCCACCCAAUAACUGAAGUUUAUUAACAUGAAAUUUGUUAUAAUUUGUAAUUAUUAAUUAUGGAUAAUGAUUUUUUGAUUUCAUAUAAUAAUUUUGAUUAGAAGCACUGAAAUAAGAUUAUGACUUGAAACAAA